AUGUUCAGUCAAUGUUGCAUUUUGUUUCUUUUUCUCUUCAGUGUUGUAUAUGCUUCAUACCCCGCGCCUGGAGCGUGCAUUGGUUCGUGUUGGGCUCACGAUCCCGCUUUGAUCCGUCGACAAGAUGGCACCUGGUUCCGUUUCAACACUGGUGGCUGUAUCGGCAUUUGGAAAUCGCGUUCACUGAGUGGGCCUUGGGUGAAUGUCGGUGAAGCCUUAAAAGGCGGGUCCAUAAUCCCUAUCGAGGGAAACAAAUCUCUAUGGGCACCCGAUGUUCAUCUCAUUGAAUCAAAAUAUUAUAUGACCUAUUCUGUAUCGAUCUUCGGGACAAGGAAUUCAGCGAUUGGGGUUGCUACAAGUCCAGAUAUGGAACCAGGAUCGUGGACAGACCUUGGCUCAACUGGUUUACAGUCUUCACAAAGCACGCCGUAUAAUGCAAUCGACUCCAAUUUGAUCAAAUCCGGGGAUCAUUUCUUGAUGAACUUUGGUUCUUUUGGUGGUGGUAUCUUUCAAGUCCCAAUGUCAGAUCUUCCAACGAAAAUUGAUACCCAUGAAAAAAUCAAUAAGUUAGCUUACAAUGCCACUGGGAGGCAUUCCGGAGAAGGUUCAUAUAUGUUUCAUCGCCAUGGAUUUUACUACCUCUUGUACUCUGCUGGUACAUGUUGUGGUUAUAAAGACAAGAUGCCUUCCCGCGGUGAAGAAUACCAGAUUGUAAUGUGUCGCAGUAGAUCUCCGAGCUCAGGAUUUGUUAACAUGGACGGCACUGACUGUACUCAGAGCGGAGGAUCGACUCUCUUAGCUAGUCAUGACGACGUGUAUGGACCGGGUGGACAAGGUGUUACAACUACGGAAUCUGGGGAUCUACUGCUCUACUACCACUAUGCAAACCGAACGUUAGGAAUGGCGGAUGGCGAUUAUGUAUUUGGUUAUAAUUACCUUAAAUUCCGGGAUGGAUGGCCAUACGUGACAUCUGCUCAUGAAGAAAGGACAGCGUCCACUGAAAAAACAAGACGAAAAUGA
Molecule: messenger RNA, 1020 nt
Organism: Melampsora larici-populina 98AG31
Lineage: Eukaryota; Fungi; Basidiomycota; Pucciniomycetes; Pucciniales; Melampsoraceae
Product: family 43 glycoside hydrolase
Exons: 4
Coding region: 1-1020 (339 amino acids)
Biological process (GO): carbohydrate metabolic process
Molecular function (GO): arabinan endo-1,5-alpha-L-arabinosidase activity
Source: RefSeq, a predicted model, not a curated record